Messenger RNA from Nicrophorus vespilloides, 5716 nucleotides. RefSeq names its product WD repeat-containing protein 81 (gene Wdr81). NCBI's taxonomy places the organism in Eukaryota, Metazoa, Arthropoda, Insecta, Coleoptera, Silphidae. Gene Ontology annotation, molecular function: protein binding; phosphatidylinositol 3-kinase regulator activity. Gene Ontology annotation, cellular component: mitochondrion. The transcript is spliced from 9 exons. Bases 79 to 5427 code for a protein of 1782 amino acids. Gene Ontology annotation, biological process: aggrephagy. The record is from RefSeq and is a predicted model, not a curated record.
UAUGAAAUUCAAAAUGUAGUGUUUUUAAUUUUGCAAUUGCCGUGAAAAUAUUUUAUUGCUGCUUUCGUUUUUCACAUUAUGGAGAAUAUCUCUGAAGAACUGGGCAUUCCUAAGAAGAACCUUAGAUGUACACAACAGGAUGAUAGGUUUGUUGCUACAGUGUCAAAAGCAUGGUUGAAAAUAUUGGUGAAGAAUUCGAAACUGUCUGAUUUUAAUGGGACAGAGGAGAAGGAUGAUGUUAGAAUUCUUCUAAGGGUUUUUGCGAAAUGCCAAGAUGGCAAGGUUAUCCCAUUGCCAAGAAUUCGAUUGGAUUCAAAGAAGAAUGGACCAUUGUCUUUGCAUGAACUGUUCCAGUAUAUACAUCAAACAAAUUACAAGAAUCUGUGGAAGGAAGCCUACAAAAAGUAUAAUCCUAUUGAUGUCAAUAAGGGCACUCAGAUUCUGUUAACUACAUACAAUGAAGUUCUAAGAGAAAUUAUAUUGAGAACUUAUGGAUGUGGAAUUGUGGAUCUUUGCAAUGGAAAAAGCAGUAAUGUAGAUACCACUAGUUCCAUUGAAUGUGGCAAUUUGCUGCCAGUUCUAUGUGCUGUAGAAACAUAUAGUUCAAUAUACUUAAUUCAUUAUCCAUAUAUUGAACAUACCUUAAAAGAUUGUAUUACCUUCAGCCCUUCAAUUCUUAACAUGUGUUAUACAAAACCAUUAUUUAUUGUUUACCAACUUGUUCAAACCAUGAAGCAACUGCAUGACAACAGUUUGAUUAUGGGGGAAAUUACAUUGAAUGAUAUCUAUUUGGAGGAAGAUUUGUGGAUUUUCAUAUGUCCCCAAUUAACUUCCAAUAUUUACAUGCAGCAAGAGAUUGCUGUAACAUCUAAAACUGAGAUUGUAAAUAGAUUUGAGAAAAGUUGGGACAAAAUACAAGUUCCUAAUAACUUGCCAUUAGAGAAAAUAUGCGAAUUGUGGAUUGGUGGACAAAUCUCAAAUUAUACAUAUUUGAUGGUGUUGAAUGGCUUGGCUGGUCGGAGAUUGGGAGAUCCUAAUUGUCACUAUGUGUUUCCAUGGGUGACGGACUUUUCAGAGCGGAACGGCAAGAAUUGGCGGGAUCUCAAGAAGUCUAAAUUCAGAUUAAAUAAAGGAGACAGGCAGCUGGAUCUGACCUACGAGCAUCACAUUCAAACGCAACCGCCACACCAUGUGUCCGAUGUACUUUCAGCAAUCACAUACUUCGUGUACACGUCUCGAAGAACUUCUAAGGAGGUCUUAUGCAAAAAUGUGCGAACUGUUUGGGUACCCGCGGAAUAUCCUAGCUCGAUUCAGCGGCUGCAGGAAUGGACUCCCGAUGAGUGCAUUCCGGAAUUCUUUUCAGAACCAAAUGUAUUCAAGAGUAUUCAUCCUGAUCUGGAUGACCUUGAGGUGCCUCCGUGGUCCACAAGUCCAGAGGAUUUCAUUGAUAAACAUAGGGAGAUUUUGGAAAGCCAGCACGUCUCUGAGAGGCUUCACCACUGGAUUGAUCUCACUUUUGGAUAUAAACUCUCUGGUAACGCUGCGAUUAAGGCAAAAAAUGUUUGCUUACAUUUAGUUGAUGAUCACACGAAUUUAACAACGUCCGGUGUUGUGCAACUCUUUGUUCAUCCACAUCCGCCCCGGAAUGCAACAAGUUUGCCGUUUUGGGGUAAAAGUCCCCCAAAGCUAUACGUUCAUAAACACCACUCAAAAACCAGAGAUAGAAGCUCAUCGUCCGCUGCCUCCGUGCUGGAAACAACGAACAUUCGAAGCGAGGAAGAAGAUCCGCAUGAAGAUAUAAGGUUACUAUCAAGAAGUCGAUCUUCAUUGAAUGAGGAACCAAAAGUUAGAACGCAUCGGAGUCCCAGCUUAAACAAAUCUAAUACAAAAACGACAAUCCUUUUACCGAAGGAGUUCAAUCCGGCGCAGGCUUUGAAUCAGCUGGAAAACAUGCAUAAUUUCUUCACAACAACAUUCCAGCAACAAGUUAAAUCAAACACUGCCUUAGAUUCGCCAAGCAUUAAGCAAAUACUGAACCCUCCACUCCGUAACGCCUUUACAAACCGCUUUUUUGAGCAGUCGAAUAAUCUAGUUUCCAAUAAUAAAAUAGCGAAUUGCAACUACACCGAAAUAGUUGCGGCCAGAAGAACUCGAGAACUCCAAAUUUUGGGCUGCCUAAUCGUCGAGAUCUUUAUGGCGAAGCAAAUGCGCGUUUUGAACAGCGCCGACCAUUGCCUGAAGAAGCGCAUUCGCGCCUGUCUGUCUGUGAUACAAAAAGAAGAUUUAUUACCGAAUUGUAUAAAGUUUAUAGUGAGAAUUCUGUUGAAUCCAGCCGAUUGCAAGAGCUUUCCGGCGGUCACCGAAUUCGGAUUACCGCCACCCACUGCCCACCUGAUACUUGAGCCGUUGCUGCACAAUCAUUUAAUGCCGUUUAACGAACACUUCAAUGCCUUACACUCUCUGAUUGAAGAGUUGAAGGACUAUGACUGUGUCUUCCGAGAAUUGGAUUUGUUCUGUUGCGAUGGUCGACACAGGGGUGUGUUUAUGCAGAACGUGGCUGAAUGCAAAGUGAAAUCGUUCGCACGCAAUUUUGAGGCUAGUCUGUCCAGUGGUCGUCGAUUGAGUUCCAAAGAUGGCGAGGUUGUUAAUAUAUUGGUGAUGCACGUUAAGAAUUUGAUCGAAGUUCAGAGCACUUCAGUCUUAGCAGCGUGGUACUUAUUUGAUCCCUUGGCCAGAUUGUUGGGGCCGCAGAAGAGCGAAGAGAUUUUUCUGGGACCGGUAUUGAAGCUGUAUGAAACGUAUAAUGCUAAAAUCGCCAAAAUCUACCAUCACAGUUUCCUGCUUCGGUUGAUUGUUAGAUUCGGAUUACGUUGCUUCUUGGAAUAUUUCAUAGCGCCUUUGGUGGAAGCUGUCGGAGGAUAUAAAGAUAAUUAUGAAGGGAACAGCGAGGCGUCUUCGGAGAGCGACGACACAGAGAAUAAUCGUCAGCACGUGCAAGACUGCAUUUUUACUUUUGAAAGCGACAUCGUAGAUCAAUUGGAAUCAAAUUCGGACAGCGACAUAACUUUCAACAAUUCAGGGGCAGACGAAGCAGUAGAUGUAGCCGCUGUCGUAAUAAAUGAGACCAACUUUGACUCAGCUUCUUUGGGUAAAGGUAACAAAGAACUGUGCAAUAUAAGUUGCGAUAUCGGCAGUAAAAAGAGCGUUAAGAGUAAUGGUAGUAAUGAAAACAGUAGAAUCUCGAGCAUGAGCGCUGAUAGUUUGGAUUGGUUAUCUCAUCGCUUGGGUCCUGUGCUCUCAGCUAGGUAUCUCACUAGAAACUUAUUGAAAAUGUUGACUUUGUGUUACGUCGGUGGAGAAAAUUUGCAAGAAGUAACUUCCAAUGAAAAUGGAGAUGGUGGUUUCAUCGGAAUUGCAAACAGCGGUUGCGUUCUUGGUGAUAGAAACGCCUCAAAAGUUAUGGAUUGUCUAUGCAGUAUCGCUGCGUUAUACGGGGAACAAUUGAUUUUACUGCAGUACUUACCACACAUGGCUGAAUUGAUAUUACUUUGUAAGAGGAAGCUGACGCCCAAUUUGGAGGGUGGUCUUAUAUCCUGUUUAGCUCUGUUAAAGAGAAUUGUUCCGUACAUGUGUGAUGCGACUUUGAUGGAUCAACUACAAGAUGUUAUAUUGAAAAACAUAAUUCACCCGACCGUGCGUCUCUUGGGAUCCAUCAAAUACACGUUUCCAAAUGGUUGCACGGCGCGACGGAUUUUGGCACGAAAAUAUCUGGACACGCUCUACGUUUUGGCACUGAGAAUGGGAGCGGACAUGUCGAGAACACAACUGGCAGUUCCAGCAUUGCAAAGAUUCUUCCUGAUAUUCGAUAAAAUCGACGAGAGCAACAAUCCACCAUCGGAAUUGCAAAGAUCAGAGGCAAAUGAUAGCGACCAAAUCAACAACAGUUUCGAGGAAUCUAGCUACGUGGAAUUGAGGAGAGAUGGUACGACUACAGAGUGGGCGAUUGGUGGCAGACCGGUUCAAAUUCUGCCUAUAGAUGAUUCGGAAGACAGUUUAUCUCCUGUCUUUAACAGUUCAGCUUCUAUGAGCGAGGAUUCGAUCACCAAUCAGGCUUUGGACGAGUUGCGGAUGGUCUUCAGCGCGGAAUUGGCUUACACAGCGUACAUGCCUUUCUUGAAAUUACUCGGUUUCCAAGCCAUGGAAUCGUCGCUGAAGAAUCACACGUCCGUCUACAACUUGUGUCAGAAAUUCGAAGAAAAACUGAAACAGAGCAGGAACUUGGAUGCAUUGCCAUCGAAACCUACAAUCGUAGUGGUUUCCGGAAGCCUCGGCAGCAAUGUUUCUUUAGUUGGAAAUAGGAUCGAUGUGCAGGAGGAUGAAGAGGACGUUCUGAAUUUUAUAAGCAAUAAGAUGGAGAACAGCGUGCGGCAUCUGCGUGGCAAUUGGUUGGCGUAUUGGGAGCACGAGAUUGGUAGAUCUGAUAAAGACAAUUCCUUCAAUUUCAAGCAAAUCAAAUUACAAACGUUCACGGGUCACGUAAACUCGGUGAAAGCAAUCCAUGUAUUGGACAAUGAGAAUAGUUUCCUCAGUUGCAGUCGUGAUAAAACGGUGAAACUGUGGUCGCUGCGAAGUCAGGGUACUGGUAGCAAUGUGACCAAUUGCCAAUCUACCUACGCUUGUCAUAAGAAGGGCGUUUUAUCGUUGGCCUUCUUGGAGAGCCUCCGAUUGGUAGCUUCGUGUGAUGGAGUGGUGCAGUUGUGGGAUCCUUUCAUGUGUUCCACUGUCGCUCAGUUAGAGCCAACGUCGAAGUGUUCAUCUCCGGUUAACAUUAUUAAAUCCCUUGCAGCGCCAAGUCCUAUACUGUUCGCGGCCACUGCUGAUGCCACCUUAAGGAUAAUCGAUGCAAGAUUAUGCGCAUAUUCUUACGAACUCAAGGUGUGUAUUGGACCUGUAAGUCUUAUACGAUGCAUGGCUGUGGCUCCUUCCGGUUUGUGGAUUGCGGUUGGACAAGCGUCUGGACAAAUAACAAUAUUGGAUACGAGGACAGGAUUGGUUUUGCAGACAUGGCGUGGCCACGAAGGAGAAGUACUGCAGCUUGAAGCCAUCGAUGAGCAAACUUUGGUGUCGAGCAGUCUGGAUCAGACCAUAACCGUGUGGUCCGUUACAGAUGGAAGAUUAAAGUUUCACAUCAAGGGUUGCUCUGAGCCGGUACACUGCUUGAAUGUGUAUAACAAUGAGGAGCUGAUCACUGGUAGCAGUUCACCGCGAAUCGGAGUGUACAUGGGAAUAUCUGAAGACGCCCACUACUCAAGUACCAAACUACGUUCGGACACAUUCAAGGGUUUACUGACCUCGAUGGCUCUGCUCCCACUGAACAGGCUGCUUUUACUAGGAUCUGACAACGGCAAUAUUUCGCUACUGUGUUAGUUAUUAAUAAUUUAAUUUAGAGGAUGCAAGCAAAUAACGAUAAUCCGAUUUGCUCAAAAAGUUCAAUUGGCAAAUUCGAACAGUAUUACACAAUGUAUCGUUUCCUACUUACUAGCGCGUGUGUUUGUUUUUAUUUCAGUUCUCUAGCGAAGAGCCAACAUUCCAUCCAUAUUUUACUGUCUAUUUUAUAAUUAUUAUGAUUUCAUGAAAUUUUCGCUGAUUCGUUUCCAUUUUGAAUCUGUACAUUUUCCAAGAUGUCUUUAUUCCUCUUUCAAACUGAUUUUGUUUG